UAAUUCUUUUUUAUCUAUCAUAAUCUUCAGCACUACUUCUGCUUCAUCUUAGACCUCAUUUCCCUUCAUCCCCAUCCCCAACCCAUCUACUCCACUCUUUCGCUCUUGCGAGAGGAAAAGCAAAGAAAAAAGAUAUGGCAGUAUCGAGAUGCUUCUCACUUAAUGUAAUCUUAUUCUUUUCACUCUUUCUUCUAUCCACUAUACGUAAAACUACUUCUAUGCCGCAUUAUCUAGAAAAGAACUGUCCAAAUUCCACCUUUGCUCCCAACAGCAAAUACAAAACCAACCUCAAAACCCUCCUUAGCUCUCUUUCGACCAAAGCCACCACUAAUCCCUUUCCCCCGGGCGGCUUUUAUAUCACCUCCAUCGCAAACGAUACGAACGAUGCCGUCUACGGCCUGUUUCUUUGCCGUGGUGAUCAGAACAUCACCGGGUGUGGCGAAUGCGUUAAGACCGCCGCCACAUCCGGCUUACAAACAAACUGCCCCACCUCAAAAUCCGCAGUAAUAUAUUACGACGAGUGCAUGGUAAGAUACUCUAAUGAGUCCCUUUAUGGAAAAAUGGUCGACGAUCCUUUCUCAUCCUUUAUGAACGCAAAACGAUUUGAAGGGAACCAAACGCAGUUCUUUGGGAUCAUGUGGAAGACUAUGAAGGCUAUGGUGGCUGAGACGGCUAAUAAUCGAUCAACAAAGAAAUUUACUACGAAAAUGGUGAAUGUUACGAGAUCGGUCACUUUGUAUGCUAUGGAGCAGUGUACGCCUGAUUUGACGCCCAAAGAUUGUAGUUUAUGCUUGAACAAAGGAAUCGGACAAUUGGAAACCAUGAAAGGUGCCCGGAUUUUGAUGCCUAGUUGCCAUGUUCGGUUCGAGACCUAUACGUUUUAUAUUGGCGCCGUUAAUUACUCGUUGCCGUUGUUGCCGCCGCCGCUGGUGGCUGCUAAUUCCACCACUAACGGUAGAAAAGGAAAAAGGAAAUUAUCAACAAAGGGAACAAUCGCCAUUGUUAUUCCAUUGGUGGUUGUAUUUGGUAUAAUAAUUGCUCUGGGAUUUUGUUUAGCAAAGAAGAAAGCUAGAAAGUUUAGGGGUGUACCCGUUGGAAGUGGUGAGGAUUUUGCAACUCUCGAGUCCUUGCAAUACGAUUUAGUCACACUCCAAACAGCAACAAAUAAUUUUUCAGAGGAAAAUAAAUUAGGUGAAGGUGGUUUUGGUGGUGUAUAUAAGGGUAUACUAACUAAUGGACAAGUAGUAGCAGUAAAACGAUUGUCCAAAGGUUCCGGCCAAGGGGACAAGGAGUUCAAGAAUGAGGUCUUAUUCGUAGCUAAGCUUCAACACAGAAAUUUGGCGAGGUUACUGGGAUUUUGCUUAGACGGAGAGGAGAAGCUACUAGUGUACGAAUAUGUGGCUAAUAAAAGUCUUGACCAUUUUCUUUUUGAUUCUCCAAAUCAAGAACAAUUUGAUUGGCAAAGGCGCUACAAAAUAAUAGGAGGAAUUGCUCGAGGAAUGCUUUAUCUCCACCAAGAUUCUAGAGUCAAAGUCAUACAUCGCGAUCUUAAAGCAAGUAAUGUCUUGUUAGACGCAAGUAUGAACCCCAAAGUUUCGGACUUUGGCAUGGCAAGGAUUUUUGGAAUAGAGCAGAGCCAAGAAAAUACCAACAGGGUUGUUGGAACUUACGGUUAUAUGGCUCCAGAGUAUGCAAUGCACGGCCAAUUUUCUGAUAAAUCGGAUGUGUAUAGCUUUGGUGUGGUAGUGUUAGAAAUUAUCAGCGGCAAGAAGAAUACUAGUUUUCAAGAAUCAGGCUAUGCUGAUGACCUUCUAAGCUACGCAUGGAAACUAUGGAGAGAUGGCAAGCCGUUGGAAUUUGUGGAUCCAAUAAUAAAAGACUCUUGCUCGAGUAAUGAAGUAUUACGGUGCAUGCUUCUUGGCUUGUUAUGUGUACAAGACGAUAUGGAUGACAGACCUACAAUGGCAACAGCAUUGCUCAUGUUGGACACUCACUCAGUCACUCCUCCGAUGCCGAAAGAGCCAGCAUAUUUUGUAAGGAGCGCAAGAGAGCCAGACAUCUUGCUAACAGACAUUGCUUCAGACCAAUUCACGAGCAAGUCAGCGAACUUUUCGGUUAACGAUAUUUCUGUCACUGAAGUUCAUCCCAGAUAGGCCAUGCAUGCAUGUCUAGAUAUGUGUUAAAUCGUUUUGAUACCAAAGACUGGUGAUAAAAGAAGCUGCGACAUAUCUGUUGUUGUUGCAUGUAAUAUUAUUGUAUACCUUGUACUCAGUACUAUGGCCCAUGUAUGUAUAAAAUAUCUAUGGAGUAUAUAUGGUAUAUUGUUUGAAUAUAUCAAAAUGAAAUUUUGUU
This is a messenger RNA of Beta vulgaris subsp. vulgaris (sugar beet), 2352 nucleotides long. RefSeq names its product cysteine-rich receptor-like protein kinase 10. NCBI's taxonomy places the organism in Eukaryota, Viridiplantae, Streptophyta, Magnoliopsida, Caryophyllales, Amaranthaceae. Gene Ontology annotation, molecular function: protein kinase activity; ATP binding. The record is from RefSeq and is a predicted model, not a curated record. Gene Ontology annotation, biological process: protein phosphorylation. The transcript is spliced from 7 exons. Bases 135 to 2153 code for a protein of 672 amino acids.